Messenger RNA from Bradysia coprophila, 2294 nucleotides. Its product is annotated as putative apoptosis-inducing factor 1, mitochondrial. The record is from RefSeq and is a predicted model, not a curated record. Gene Ontology annotation, biological process: apoptotic process; mitochondrial respiratory chain complex assembly. Gene Ontology annotation, molecular function: protein dimerization activity; FAD binding; NAD(P)H oxidase H2O2-forming activity. Lineage: Eukaryota; Metazoa; Arthropoda; Insecta; Diptera; Sciaridae. Gene Ontology annotation, cellular component: cytoplasm; mitochondrion.
GAUGCAAUUUAGCGCAAAAGAAUUGAAAUCAGCGAAUCUGUUGCACUCCAACAAAACGCAGUUCAUAUGUACCACAAACUUCUAAAUCUUAUCGGGACAUAAAAUUGCGCAAAAGAAAACUCUUCUUCAGCUACGCACGAAAAGUAAAAAAUUUACCUCAACAUCGAUAUCGACCGUAUCAUUUUCAGUCUAUUUUUCGUCUUUUAAAUCGGUAAAAAUUGCUGUCCCCACAAAAUGAUUGCAUUGUUUCGCACGAAGAGUGUGCCGGUAACAAAACAAUGCGUGCGGUACGCAUUGCCAAUAGCAUCUCAAACAAGGAGCUUGUCAGUGAGGUUGGUCAACAUCACAGGAGCUACGCAAUCAUCAAUCAUUCCCACCGGAAACGUUUUGCAACGCUGCAGCACCACAGCUUUCACACAUGAUUGGUCUCACCGAAAUGUAAUACAAAACUCCAGAUUUUCAUCGAAUGCCACUGCUCAGAAGCAGAAACAAUCCCCUACACCACCGUCGAGUAAUAAUUAUUUGUGGAUUGCGCUUGCAGCUGCUAUCGGUGGAAUUGGGCUGGCAUACAUUGUGUAUGGUUCCGGCGACGAAGACAGUACAAAAAGUAAACCGUCGAAGAAAGUUGUCGUGAACGUUCCGCCGACUUCGAAAGAAAUUCCCAGCAAAGUGCCGUAUCUACUGAUAGGCGGUGGUACGGCCAGUUUUGCAGCAUUUAGAGCAAUCAAAUCUCACGAUCCCAAGGCAAAGGUCAUGGUCAUCACCAGAGAAAAUCAAAUGCCUUACAUGCGUCCGCCACUGUCUAAAGAAAUUUGGAGAAAUUCGGGAUCCGAUUUGAAGUUCAAACAGUGGAAUGGUGCCGAACGGAGUUUAUUCUUCGAGCCGGAGGAUUUUUACAUCGAUCCGACUCAGCUCUUAGAGUCGCCGAACGGUGGUGUGGCUAUUGUACGUGGUUAUACGGUCAAAUCCAUCGACGUAGCGGCGAAAAAGGCAAUUCUAUCCGAUGGCACCGAGAUCGAAUACGACGAAUGUCUACUAGCCACUGGUUCGGAACCGGAAAAUUUACCGAUUUUCAGAUUGGCUCCGCCUGCGAUCCAGAAAAAGGUGAGCGUCUUCAAGACCAUCGACGACUUUGUGCAGAUGAAGGAAGUUCUGGAUAAAUCUGAUUCGGUGGCAAUUAUCGGUGGUGGUUUUCUGGGCAGUGAAUUGGCGUGUGCGUUGGCCAAGUAUCGCGAUUCGAAAAAGUUGACCGUUCACCAAGUGUUCAACGAGAAUGGAAAUAUGGGAAAAAUCCUGCCGCAGUAUCUCAGUGAAUGGUCCACCGAACGCGUUAAAGAGGAGGGCGUCAAUGUAAUACCGAAUACGCAAGUCAAGAAUGUGGAACUGGUCAACGCUAAAGUUAAGCUGGAUCUUCUGAACAAUAAAUCGUUGCUGGUUGAUCAUGUUAUUGUGGCGGUUGGCUCGAGGCCGGACGUUCAAUUAGCGGAAGAUUCUGGAUUGGAGGUGGAUGGUAAACACGGUGGAUAUCUGGUCAAUGCUGAAUUGGAAGCAAGGAGACAUUUAUUUGUGGCUGGUGACGCUGCGUGCUUUUUUGACAUAAAAUUAGGUCGACGAAGAGUUGAACAUCAUGAUCAUGCCGUUGUUUCAGGACGAUUAGCUGGUGAAAAUAUGGUCGGCAAAAGUAAAAAAACCAUUCACCCAUCAGAGCAUGUUUUGGUCGGACUUGGGUCCAAAUGUUGGCUACGAAGCGAUCGGCUUAGUCGAUGCCACACUGCCAACAAUCGGAGUCUUUGCUAAGCAUCCGGAAAACGACACAAACGCAGUGCCGGUAGAAAAUGUGAAAACAUCCGAAGGUGCGGACGCUACACCCAAUGCUGACCAAGUUCCUUCGACGGCAACGAUAGUCGUUCCACCGAAGACAGCAUCCGACAUGGAUAACUACAGCAAAGGCGUUGUUUUUUACAUGAAAGAUGAGAAAGUGGUCGGAAUCGUUUUGUGGAACAUUUUCAACCGAAUCAAUGUCGCCAGAUCGAUCAUUGCCGAAGGUCGGAAGUAUGAUGAUUUGAACGAGGUGGCAAAACUGUUUGAAAUUCAUGCGUAGCAAAUGUGAUUAAAAUAUUCUAAAACAAAGUAAAUAACCGAAAUAACUCUGUCCUAAGUGUUGCCGCACCCUUCGGUAAAAUGUGAGAAAGGUCAACAAGGAUGUAAAGGAUGACACGGGGUUUGUUAGUGAUGAGUGCAUGUAGUUGGGAGUUAUUAUGUGUAAAUAAACCUUGUCAACACUCUGUAAAAGU